Molecule: messenger RNA, 2108 nt
Organism: Exophiala xenobiotica
Lineage: Eukaryota; Fungi; Ascomycota; Eurotiomycetes; Chaetothyriales; Herpotrichiellaceae
Exons: 3
Coding region: 236-1972 (578 amino acids)
Molecular function (GO): CoA-ligase activity
Source: RefSeq, a predicted model, not a curated record
AUUAGAACUGAGCACAUGAUCAAGUGCUUUGCAAACUCGUGGCGCGAAACGUUCGUACUUCACCACUUUAUUGAUAAUUUCCCUUCUUUUCUCUUGUCGAAAGGCCUAAGGGGAUUGUCAAAGCGCUUGUCGCAGAUACUCGUUCACGGACACGCGCCCCGGGUGCUGAGGCACAAGAGAAGCUUCAGAGAAACCAUCAACACCAUCGAGUUAGAGUCAAUCUAACGUUUGCAGCAUGGUAUUCCGUCCAGGGCCCCUGGCUGGGUGCCUCCCAGAGAUUCCAGACACUGUUCCACUUUGUGACUUCAUGCUGGAGGAGAGACACGGCAGGCGGCCAGUAGCUGAGUCCUUGGACCCGUUCGUGUGCGGAAUCAGUGGUAACACCAUUUCGGCACCGCAACUGAAAGACCGUGUCAAUCAUCUUGCAAAGGGGCUGGCGCAACAAUUUGGGUGGAAGGUGAAUCAUGGGACAGAAUUCGAUAAGGUGGCGGUCAUCUUUGCUCCUAACACUAUCGAUACUCUACCAAUCUCAUGGGCUAUUCAUCGCCUUAACGGCUUAUCUUCACCAGCCAAUGCAGUCUACAGUGCCGAAGAGCUUCACCACCAGUUGAAAACUUCGGGAGCGACAGGGCUAUUCACCGUCCCAUCAUUGCUGCCUGUUGCUCUGAAAGCAGCUACCGAAUGUAAGCUCGACCGGGAAAACGUCAUUAUUUGCGAAGUUCCCGGCGAACGUCAAUCGGUAGAGGGAUUUCGAACGGUAUCGGAGUUGAUGGAGCGUGGCCGCACGCUGCCGGACCUAGAUGCUCUCAGGUGGACGAAGGCACAGGGCAGACGCCAAACGGCCUUUCUUUGUUUCUCAAGCGGUACAUCAGGCACUCCGAAGGCCGUGAUGAUCUCUCACUACAACGUGAUUGCCAAUGUUUUGCAACUCCAGCUCUUCGAGCAACCUAUACGCGACGCGAUUGAACCUGGUUAUCGAGAUGUCACUCUGGGCUUGAUGCCUUUCUCGCACAUCUAUGGCCUUGUUGCCAUAUGUCAUAUUGCGGUCUAUAGAGGCGAUAGCAUUAUCGUCUCUCCUAAAUUUGUCCUUAAGGAUUUUCUCGCGAUGAUUGAGAAGUUCAAAAUCAACACCCUUUCAGUUGUACCUCCGAUCAUCAUCACCAUGAUCAAGAAUAAGACAAUCUGCGAUCAGUUCGACUUAACCAGUGUCAGACAAGUCAUGACUGGUGCGGCUCCACUUGGGAAAGAAACUGCUCAAGAGUUUACCUCGCAGCAUAGCAACUGGAUAACACGACAAGGCUAUGGCCUGACUGAGACCGCCACGGCUGUAACCAACUCCAGUCCAAACGAUAUCUGGUUUGGUUCUUCUGGCUGCCUUAUAGCUGGUGUUGAGGCGAAGUUACUCAGCCCCGAGGGUACCGAGAUUACAGCCUAUAAUAAGCCAGGCGAGCUCUUGGUGAAAGCUCCCAGCGUUGUACUUGGGUACCUGAAUGACGAGAAGGCCAAUACAGAGACUUUCCUUGACAUGCCCGAUGGUCGCUUUCUUAAGACCGGCGAUGAGGUCGAGUUUCGCAAAAGUCCUGCAGGCAACGAACACGUCUGGGUUGUGGAUCGGAUAAAGGAGUUGAUCAAGGUCAAAGGUCUUCAAGUCGCACCUGCAGAGCUCGAGGCCUGUCUUCUAGAACAUCCAGCUGUGGCUGACUGUGCUGUUAUUCCUAUCGCUGAUGAACGUGCUGGCGAAUUGCCCAAAGCCUUUGUUGUCAAGUCUGCUUCAUGCGCCAUGGACGACGAAAACAGUAUUACGGACGGCAUCCUCAAACAUGUUGAGAAGGCUAAGUCACGUCACAAAUGGUUGGCCGGCGGAGUGGAGUUCAUAGACAUCAUUCCCAAAAGUCCAAGCGGCAAGAUCCUGCGGCGUCUGCUGCGCGAUCUCGAAAGAGAAAGGAGGAGAGCCACGAAAGCGAAGCUUUAGAGCAGAACACGUGGAGGCCAUUUUUCUGAACGUGAGCGAUCAAGAUACUCCUAGAUUAGCAACAUUAUCAAAACCGGCGGAACAUAAUGGAACACCACAAAUCCGAAAGGCCUUGCAAUAUAUUAAAUUGAGCCUC